UGAUCGAAGAAUGUAUGUCUUAUAUUCGAAUUUUGACAAACAGUCAAUGUAAAUUUCCUUUAUGAUAGUUUCUCUUAUUUCAAUACGAUAUUGUAUAUUUUGAAUGGCUACAGCAUUCGCUCGUCCGAAAUUGAGCAUCAACAGAACAGGAGGUGUAUUUUCGCCCACACGUUCUGUCCAACCAAAAUCACUCCCAGAAAAGAAUAAGGGUGUCGACAUAUAUAAAUCGAACAAAUUCAGAUUAGAUCACAGCCUCCUGGAGCCAGAUUCGCAAUUCACUUACCUACAAUUUCUCGAAAACAAUCCUCUGAAGUUGUCUAUUCAAAAACUCAAUGGAAAGAUGGAAUACAAGUCGCAAAAAAGGUUAGAUCUCGACAAAAUCGAAGAAACGUAUUGGUCUCAGUGGAAGCCAAACAAGAAUGGCAUAUUUAUGGAUACUGCUAAGAUUGAAAACAAGAAUAAACCGAUUGUUAAGCCUCAAAAAAGCACCCGAGGUGAAGGGGAUAGGAAUUAUAAUUUGAAAAAUGAGCAAAUAGAAGUGAGAAAUGAAACAGGUCCUUUGGAGUUCAAGCAAUCUAAGCCGCUAUCGAAAAUAGACGAAUUAACAGAGGAUGAUCGAGACCCUGAUACAUCAUCCAGCACGACCAACGUAGAAGAACCUAAAGAUUUUAAAUUCUUGAGGCACACCGAUUCCUUCAUAUUAAACAGUAAAAAGCAGUCAGAAGAAAAGCCCCAUUUUCAGCAACCACGAUGUAUACGUUUGUAUAAAAAAAAUUCUUCUGGUAGUUAUAUCAAGGGUGGCUCUUAUCCGUUAAAACCCUGCCUGAAGAAAGAAUCUACUUUUAAGGGUUACAACAGACGACCUCUCAGUGGAACACCUUAUAGCGCGAGCAUUUUCAAAUCAGUCAAAAAUAAAAUAAAACCUAAAUGAAGAAUUAACAUAUUGCCAAUGUUUUUCCACAAAAAUUAUUCAAAUAAAGUAUUGUUCCAUAA
This is a messenger RNA of Coccinella septempunctata (seven-spotted ladybird), 993 nucleotides long. RefSeq lists its product as uncharacterized. The coding region runs from base 104 to 931 and encodes 275 amino acids. The record is from RefSeq and is a predicted model, not a curated record. Lineage: Eukaryota; Metazoa; Arthropoda; Insecta; Coleoptera; Coccinellidae. The transcript is spliced from 2 exons.